AAUGCCCAGAAUGCCUACUCAUGGAUGAUACGCUUGCCCCUGGUACCAUGUUUACGGCUGGCGUUGUUGGUUUGUUGCUUGUUGCUUGUUGCUUGCUGAUGGCCACCUGCCUGGCGUCUCUUGUUUCUCCUCACAUGAAUUUCUUGGUGAUAUUUCCGCUUCCCCUUUUUCCUUUGACAGAUUCCCCCCCUCACCCUGCACCCCGAUGGUUCCAGGUAUGGUAUUCCGGAGGAUCGCCGAGGGCCGCCACGCAGCGCCGCAUGCCUCGUGAAGAGCAGCAAGAGCAGCGAGAGCAGCAAGAACAAGAACAGCAAGAAGGGAGACUAUUCCGAGUAUGCCUUGGCGCCACACAGUUUCAGGGCAGCGCAUCGAGUACCGAGAGAGUGACGUGGCCCUCUACAUAACGAUGGAAGACGCAGGAUGCA
Molecule: messenger RNA, 425 nt
Organism: Cutaneotrichosporon oleaginosum
Lineage: Eukaryota; Fungi; Basidiomycota; Tremellomycetes; Trichosporonales; Trichosporonaceae
Source: RefSeq, a predicted model, not a curated record